AUGAGCAUCGCUCUUCAACAAAGCCGCCCGAAAUGUCAACGUACGAACCGCUACUCGUCUUUAAAUCGCCGCACCGCCCCGACCUCCUCCGCGCUUUUCCAAGACUACCCCGGCUCGCGCCCGUCCUCCUCAUCCUCCGGACAGCGGCCCAGCAGCUAUGCCUAUCCCACAUCAUCACAACCAGCAAAUUCCUCUUCUUCACCCUACCUACAGACACCCUACUCCUCCACAAACCACAGCACGCCUCAAAGGCCCUCGUCAGGAGGAUUCCGCCCCGCGACGCCCAACUCCAAAGGUCAAUACUCCGCCUCGGUCUUAGAGGAACUUGAGUCUCAAAAUGAAAUCACGCAAACCACGCUCCUGAGUCAAAAGGUCUCGCAGCUCAAGUCCCUCACGGUCGCUAUCGGUGAUGAAAUCCGCGACUCGUCCCAGCUCGCGCAGACGAUCAAUGAUACGUUUGAGAACACGGGCGUGAGGUUACGGGGCACGAUGAGGAGGAUGCUACGCAUGGCAGAGCGGACGGGGGUGGGGUGGAGAGUGUGGGUGGUGUUCUUCAUCGCCGUGUGGGCUUUGUUUGCCUACGUGUGGCUAUUCUGA
Molecule: messenger RNA, 597 nt
Organism: Fonsecaea multimorphosa CBS 102226
Lineage: Eukaryota; Fungi; Ascomycota; Eurotiomycetes; Chaetothyriales; Herpotrichiellaceae
Exons: 2
Coding region: 1-597 (198 amino acids)
Biological process (GO): endoplasmic reticulum to Golgi vesicle-mediated transport
Source: RefSeq, a predicted model, not a curated record